Molecule: messenger RNA, 2277 nt
Organism: Saccharomyces kudriavzevii IFO 1802
Lineage: Eukaryota; Fungi; Ascomycota; Saccharomycetes; Saccharomycetales; Saccharomycetaceae
Gene: TUL1
Product: ubiquitin-protein ligase TUL1
Exons: 1
Coding region: 1-2277 (758 amino acids)
Molecular function (GO): zinc ion binding
Source: RefSeq, a predicted model, not a curated record
AUGGAAAUUAAUGGCAACACCCUAGUGUUUGUAAUAGUGAUUCUUUUCCUAUUCUUCUCCACACCUGGUGGCGAUGGAGUAUCCUCUCAGUACGAGUUCAAUCAACUGCAGAGACUGAAGCAACAGUUCCGAACAGAGCAUGACGCAUUCCUUAACAUGACAUAUACGGAUAAUUUCCGAAAUAUUACCGGCUUUAAACUAAGCUACCAAGACAUGUUGAACAACCCUCUUCAAAAUGCCACUUACCCACUCCCAGGAAAGGAGUAUGAUCGAUGGUCUCACAACCAAAACUACAUGAUUAUACCCAAUGAAAUCAUAGACACUAUAAACACUCAAGUUUGGAAUACCUCGAAUGACGACACUUCCAAUCUCUUCCCCCCCAAUAUUACAAGCACGCUACUCGGGAAAAUUAGCGUCGUGUCCAAUAACAAGUAUGAAAAGUUAAGAAUGCCCAUACCUAGAUACUAUGAGCCAGCCACCGACUUCUCAGAAGAUGUACCCCCUGAAGGCGAAACGUACUGGUCGGAGUGGCCCUCCUACGGCGAACUCCAUAACGUAAGUUUCCAACAUGGUGAAAUUGCUAUCCAAAUCUCCCAUAUGAACAAUCUCCAGGAUAGUAAUAAUUUUUUCAGGAGAAACUUCUUAAACAAGAGAAAUGACCGUUGGAAAUUAUUGAAUCUUCAAGUCGAUUUUUCAGAUAAGGCUGAAAAGGAGAAGCAUUCCAUUUCCUCCAAGGCAGUUUAUGAUAUACAACGCGGUAGAAUUCUCUCUGUUUCGCAAAGCUCUAAAAUCCAUUCUUUAUUUGCGUUUCCUCAUUACAUGUCUUUACAGGAUGACUAUGAUGGAAGAAUAUUCAAUGACGUCAAAGAACUCGUUGACGAGUAUUGGAAUUUCACGGAUUAUGCGGAUGUGAUGACGAUGAAAGACGUACAAAACGAAUAUAACAACGCCAAUCUCAAAUGUGAGUAUAUGACUUUUCUACAAUUAGAACCAUGGAAUCAAUAUACAAGGGACCAGAUCAAACUAAUAGACGAUGAAUUGAAUUGGCCCUUGGGACGUCCGGCGAAUCUUUCUAGUUUACCUCCCAUUAACGUUGUCUCUGGGUUAUUGUAUUCACCAGACUGUGGUGUAAUAUUAGAGAUUCAUGAUGUGAAGGGCAUACGCUAUGAACUGAAAAUCAUGUCCAUCAGAAGGCAUUUACUGUUCGGAAUUGUCUUAUUUGCUGCCCAAAUAUACUUGUUGCUGACUCAAAUGCAUCAUACCAACACUCCUUCCAUGGUCAACAAAAUCUCGUUCUAUUGCUUCUCAAUGAUUAACUUAGUUGACGGUUCCCUAGCUACUUUAUACUUCGUGGCAGCGAGCGUCAUUCCUGAGUUAUACUUGCCGCUAGUGAUUAGUGCAUUUUCGUGCUUUAUCCUAGCAUCCAUUUUUGAAAUACGCUACUUGAUAUCCAUUUAUGCUUCACAGGUUAACGAGCAAAAUGUUGGCAUUGUCAAUUUAUUACGCGGUAACACUGGCACAUACGAUGAGAAUAGGCCAAGACCAGCGUUCAUCCCUGAUGAAGGCUCUAUCGGUGGCUCACUAUACGGUAGAUUUUUCUUUAUGCUAAUCAUCUUCACGUUCUUGAUAUUGAAUUCAACAUCAUGGCCCCGCCAAUUGAGGAUGAUAUUUGAAUACAUUCUCAUUUUCAUAUUAAACUCCUAUUGGAUCCCCCAGAUUUUCCGUAACGCUGUCAAAGGUAUCCCCUCAAGAAGAGAGAGAACAAGAUCUAGCAAUGGGGGAAAUAGAAGUCAAAACAAAAUGCCCUUAUUGUGGAGUUUUGUGAUAGGCACAACAAUAAUUAGAAGUUUGCCCGUUGUCUAUGUUUUCACAUAUUCUUCUAAUGUCUUUAGACACCAUAAAGACGUCCAUUUCGUUGUAUUUCUGUCACUGUGGUUACUGUUCCAAAUUAGUAUCUUGUAUUCUCAAGACAUAUUGGGAUCGCGCUGGUUUUUGCCUAAACACACUAUUCCAGAUGGAUACACCUAUUUCAAGCCUCUUUCAAACGAAUAUAUAUCAGAACACGGCAGUGGGGCUGCUGAGAACACUGUUGAUUGCACGAUAUGUAUGUCAGAUGUCCCAAUCUAUAUCGAAGAAAUUCCAGAAACACACAAAGUGGAUCAACACUCUUAUAUGGUAACGCCUUGUGACCACGUUUUCCAUACUUCAUGUUUGGAAAACUGGAUGAGCUAUAAAUUGCAAUGUCCAGUGUGUAGGUCACCGCUACCCCCUUUGUAG